Molecule: messenger RNA, 2117 nt
Organism: Volvox carteri f. nagariensis
Lineage: Eukaryota; Viridiplantae; Chlorophyta; Chlorophyceae; Chlamydomonadales; Volvocaceae
Exons: 6
Coding region: 484-1563 (359 amino acids)
Biological process (GO): thiamine biosynthetic process
Source: RefSeq, a predicted model, not a curated record
CGACGGCGUCAACUCAAUUGAAAAUCUCUUGAAGGUGUCCUUCGUCCGUUAAGGGGUGCUCCCCAAUGAUAGCCAGUCAUGCCAGCCAGCCUGUCUCGGGCGAGCUCGCCGCGGCGCCUCUGCUUGCUCUUGCAAUAAGCAGAUGGCGAUUGCGGCGGCUCGACCGGGCACGCUGCGCUUCUGCUGCUGCUGCAUUGCGGGUUGCUGAGAUGAUACCCUCAUGACCGGAUCGGGAUAGUGCCCGCGACGGGAGUGUGUUUCCGGGUGUGCGUGCAUGGGCGUGCGCAACUUUUCGCGGCGCACGCCCUGCCGCCGCUCCUCUGCCCCUCUUUCGCCCUUGUCCCUUCAUAAAUUGUGCUCAUCACUGCUGGCUGGAUUGGCUGCUGGAUUGCUCAACGCUGGCGUUGGCGUCCUAUGCGCUGGUCUUGGGUUGAUAUGUCGAUUUUGUUUCCUCCCUCAGGUUUUGAACGAGUCUAAACAACCAUGGCCGCCAUGAUCUCCCAGCGCCGCGCUGCUGCCAGCGUUGCCUCCUCCUCCGCCCCAAAGCGCGGCUCCCGUGUGGUCACCCGUGUGGCCCAGCCGCUGGCCCAGCCCGGCAGCCAAUCGGCUGCCGCCGAUGCGUCCAUGCUGGCUCGUGCCGGUCUGCCGCCCACGACAACGCCCUACGACAACUACGUGUUCGCUUCUAUCAGGGAGGCUGAGGUCAACCGCGCCAUGACCCGGCGCUACUUCAAGGACAUGGACGAGUUCGCUGAGAGCGACGUGGUGAUUGUGGGCGCGGGCUCCGCAGGCCUGGCGUGUGCCUACGAGCUGGGCAAGGUGGCGCCGCACCUCAAGGUUGCUCUUCUCGAGCAGAGUGUGGCUCCCGGUGGCGGCGCCUGGCUCGGUGGCCAGCUGUUCAGCGCCAUGGUGGUACGGAAGCCCGCCCACCUGAUGCUGGACGAGCUGGAGGUGCCGUACGAGGACGAGGGUCACUACGUCGUCGUUCGCCACGCGGCCCUGCUGACGUCCACCCUCAUGAGCCACGUGCUCAAGAACCCAAACGUGAAGCUCUUCAACGCCACCGCCGUGGAGGACCUCAUCGUGAAGCCCGACCCCCAGCUGGGAGGUGCUCGCCGUGUGGCGGGAGUGGUGACCAACUGGUCGCUGGUGGCGCAGGCGCACGGCACCCAGUCGUGCAUGGACCCCAACGUCAUCGAGGCGGGCGUGGUGGUGUCGGCGUGCGGCCACGACGGGCCCUUCGGAGCAACCAGCGUGAAGCGUCUCGCGCGCCUGGGCAUGGUUCCCGGCGGCGAGGUCCCCGGCAUGGGCGCCCUGGACAUGGAGGCGGCUGAGGGCGCCAUCGUGGGCGGCACUCGCGAGGUGGUGCCGGGUAUGGUGCUGGCGGGCAUGGAGCUGGCGGAGGUGGACGGGUCACCGCGCAUGGGACCCACGUUCGGCGCCAUGAUCGUGUCGGGACGCCGUGCUGCCCACGUGGCUCUGGCGGUGCUGGAGAAGCGCCGCAAGGUGGCGGCUGGUGCGGCUGCUGCUGCUGCGGGCAAGGAGAUGGCUGCCUCGGCUUGAUUGAAAUGUCUUCUUAUUUACGGCAGCGUGCUGAACUAGUCGCAGCUUAAAGCAUCGUCUAGGCUUGUUGAUCAGUGGGCACUAUAUUAUAUUAUUUCGCCUAAGCUAUCAUGGCUAGUUGUCACUAAAGCUCUGAUUUGGAAAUCGGAUCAAAGUAGUGGAGGACUUGCUUGGGUCUUUGUUAUAUUUCGCCGUUGUCUUAUCUGCUUGUUUUGCUCUCGAUGGCUGGAUAUGUUAAGGAUCGAAUCGGAGAAUAUUCUUCCUGUCGGCCCUCCAACAACUGGGAUAAUAAUGCUACGUCCGCAUGUUAUGAAUGCGUUUUCUUCACAUGCGAAUCUUAUCUGUUGCUGCAGCUGACGAGACAGCGCAGCUCAUUAUUGCUGGCAGGGAACUGUUGCUGGCUGGGAGGAUGUGAACUUCCCGCUUCAUUCAGUUGCCAAUCAUCAGUGUACGACAUUUGUUGUUGCUUGUUGUCUUGCAUGUGUCAGGUCAGGCUACUUGUUGAUGAAGGUGCACUGCCGGCACGUGUAAUACCCGUGACCUGAAGAAUUUUC